AUGGAGACAAACGAAGAAAAUUCAAGAAAAAGAAAUGUAGAUUUGGUAGAAGUAACCGAAAAUAGUUCGGAAUCAGAAGAAGAAUAUGAAGAAUAUGCAACAAAUAGUUCUAACCGACAAUAUUCAACUAAAAAAAAAUCUAGACAGUUUGCUGAAAUAUGGAACUAUUAUCUUAGGGGAGCAGAAAAAAGUCAUGGGCAUUAUGAAGCUACUUGUUAUUAUUGUAUUUCUAAAAAAUCUUGGGCAAGGGGAAAACCAGCAACAUUAGAAGCGCAUUUGGCAAAUGAAUGCUCUAAUUGUCCUGAAAAUAUAUCACGAUAUUGGCGUGAAAAAGUAGCAGAAAGAAAUUCCAACUAUAUGUGA
Racocetra fulgida is the source of this 363-nucleotide messenger RNA. The record is from the annotation of a GenBank genome assembly. Lineage: Eukaryota; Fungi; Glomeromycota; Glomeromycetes; Diversisporales; Gigasporaceae.